Yamadazyma jaroonii is the source of this 1476-nucleotide messenger RNA. The record is from the annotation of a GenBank genome assembly. NCBI's taxonomy places the organism in Eukaryota, Fungi, Ascomycota, Pichiomycetes, Serinales, Debaryomycetaceae.
AUGAGAUUAUUAAAUAAUUUAUUAUUAGCUGCUGCUAUAGUAAAGACUGUUGUUGGUAAUUGUAAUCCUUUAUCAGCAUCCAACUGUGAUCCAGAUCCAGCUUUAGCUACUUCUUUUAUUGAAGAUUUUAAAGAAGAAUCAAAAUAUUUUGAUGUUUUACAAUCUAAAGGUUUAUCUUAUGAAGAUGAUGGUUUGAAAUUAAGUUUGAAAGAUAGAUUUGAUAACCCUUCAAUUAGAUCAAACUUCUAUAUCAUGUUCGGAAAAGUUGAAGUUGUUUUAAAAGCCGCCUCAGGUCAAGGUAUUGUUAGUUCAUUCUAUUUACAGAGUGAUGAUUUAGAUGAAAUUGAUAUCGAAUUAUUUGGUGGUGAUGAUACUCAAUUCCAAUCAAACUACUUUUCAAAAGGUGAUACCACAACUUACACUAGAGGUGGUUAUCAUAAUACUCCAGGGUCACCUAUCGAUAAUUACUUAACUUAUACAAUUGAUUGGUCAAAGGAUUCUUUGAGUUGGGCCGUUAAUGGUGAUGUUGUUAGAACAUUAUAUCCUAAUGAUCCUCAAGGUUAUCCUCAAACACCAAUGCAAAUCUUUGCUGGUAUCUGGGCUGGUGGUGAUUCAUCCAAUCCUGCUGGUACUAUCGAAUGGGCCGGAGGUGCUACUACUUAUGGUCCAACCUAUUCCAUGUACAUUAAAUCUUUAGUGGUUACUGAUUAUUCUACUGGUUCAAAAUAUGAAUAUUCUGAUAAAUCAGGCUCUUGGGAAUCCAUUGAUUCGAUUGAUGGUCAAAUUAAUGGAAGACAACAACAAGCCGACAAAGAUUUUAGUGCAUUGACCUCAGGUAAUGAAAUCAGUGAAGUUACUGUUUCCGGAAGUACUUCAAGCUCAAGUUCUUCAAGUUCUUCAAGUUCCGCUUCAAGCUCAAGCUCAUCCUCAAGCACUUCAAGUACUUCACCUUCAAGUACUUCAACUUCAACUUCAACUUCAAGCUCCUCCAGUUCAUCCUCAGCCAAAGCUUCUACAAGUUCAUCAGCAAAACCUACCACCUCAUCCUCAUCUACCUCAAGCCCAACUACCUCACAAAAAGUUACAUCAACAACUUCCACUGAAAUCGUUGAAACUACCACUGCUGAAACUUCAAAUACUCAAGCUGCUGCAGGUCCGAUCACUGUUAUUGGCUCAAGCACUGUUUGGUGGACUCCAACUCAAACUGUAUGGUGGACUCCUUCCCAAACUGGUUUAGCUCAAACUGGAGCUACCCAAGCCACCAACGCUGAUACUCAAGAAACCGCUGCAGCUACCAAUGCCCAAACACAAGGUGUUCCAACAACUAUUAGGACUUCUGUUUCAAGUACUUCCUCCAAUGUUGGUGCUUCAACUAGUGCUCCUGGAGUGAGUGGUUCUCUCGAUAGUGAAAACUCCGGUUCAAGAUUCUAUCCUGCAUUCUUGAUUGUUCUUCCAGCCAUUGCAUUUUUAAUUUAA